Molecule: messenger RNA, 1641 nt
Organism: Fusarium redolens
Lineage: Eukaryota; Fungi; Ascomycota; Sordariomycetes; Hypocreales; Nectriaceae
Exons: 4
Coding region: 1-1641 (546 amino acids)
Biological process (GO): regulation of DNA-templated transcription
Molecular function (GO): DNA-binding transcription factor activity, RNA polymerase II-specific; zinc ion binding
Source: RefSeq, a predicted model, not a curated record
AUGGCAGAUGAACCAGCCCCAAAGCGUGCUAAGUCAAGAAAUAGCAGGGUCUCCUCUGGUGAUGAGCUCCCACCACCGCCUGGUAGUAGUUCCCGUACGGGACUUGCGUGUGAGGCUUGCAGGCUGAGGAAGACUCGCUGCGUCGGCUUUCCCACCUGCACCUGGUGCCAGCACCGUCGCCAAUCUUGCAUACGCGGCCAGAAUAGCCAGAUGAGCCCAUUGGACGAUUGGGGCAAUCAGAUACUUAGUGCUAUAUCAAAGGUCAAAAAUGAAAUUCUCGAUGCAUCAAUCAGGCUCAACCAUACCUCGGUUACGCUGCCGGGCAGCGAACACGGCACUUGGCCUCAUACCCAUAGAGGCCAGGGAUGCUUCGCACCCAUGUCGAGUGCUGAGGACAUUCUACAGUGGGAUGUUUUACAAGCUCAGCUUCCGAGCUCAGCCCAAUCCCCCAUCAACGCCACGGACGCGUUCGAGCCUGACAGGUCCACCCACUCCAAGGCUAGUGCCGAUACGUCUUCUGCCAGACUCCGAGCUCUGCAGAAACGCUUCGAGACUCAGUUCCUGGCUCGGUAUCCCAUUAUCAGCAGACCUUGGCUUGCUCGCUGCGUCCGCGAUGUAGCAGAGAGAGACGGAGAUUGGAGUGCCGAAGCAUGUCUCGUCUUGUUGGUUUGUGCUAUCGCAUCCUUGUGCGACUGCUCUACCCACGAUGCCUUGACGCCUCAAACCACGUCCAUGAGUCCAGUAUCUGUUGCCUCAGGCUCAGGCUCAGGCAUGCCUACCUCGCGCCGCCUUGCGUAUCAGUAUUGGACCAUGGCAAAGCGGAGACUUGGCUGGGCCCUUGACGAGCCUGCGGGUCUGCUCGCCGCCCAAUGUCUGUGCCUGGCUGGGUUCUGGCAUCUGCUGAACUGUGCACCACGCAGGGCUCGCAACAUGUUUUAUCGUUCUAUUGAGAGUAUGAGGGAUAGGACAUUUUCAAGCUUGCCGGAUAAUGAGGGACAUCUGGCACGGUUCAUUCAUCUUCUCUGUACCGAUCUGCUCGAACGUUUGAAUAUUGAGUUGGAGCUUUCUCCACACGAUGGCCGAAAAGACCCCACUAACGAAACUUUUUCACUAUACUCGAAACCCAAUCUCCCUGCUGCUAUGAGCCUGCUUCACACCGAAGAUUCGGCCGGAGACCCAUCUUUCGAGCUCACAGACAAUCUACAGCAGUUGCACUCAAUUCGAAAAGAUAUCAACCGACUACUGACUUCCAUAUCUACAAUCUCCAACUGGCUUGAUCUGUAUUCGUUGCUUGGCCAAGCAACAGACUUGCGAUCGCGUCUGAACCAACUAACAGACCCAAGCAACAUCAUCUGGGGGCAAGUUUCAAGCUCGCCUGGACUUAGCCAGACAUUCGGCGUGACGAUUCUGAAAGAUGUAAGCGUGCAGAAAAAGGAGCUCACGGCACGCUUACUGCGCGUUUAUUUGUGCUUGAACCUGCACCUUUCGCCCCCCCUACUACAGAAGUUGGACUCUGGCGCCAAUCCCCCGCCUGUCCAGUCACCCCAACACAUCUUGACAGAGAUAGCAAGCCUUGCGGAUGAGUGCCUCUCGCUGACAGCUGAGUACCGCAUCCAGCAAUCCAGCAUGCCACAAUCUUGA